Cannabis sativa is the source of this 1140-nucleotide messenger RNA. Its product is annotated as transcription factor DIVARICATA. Bases 146 to 877 code for a protein of 243 amino acids. The record is from RefSeq and is a predicted model, not a curated record. Gene Ontology annotation, molecular function: DNA binding. NCBI's taxonomy places the organism in Eukaryota, Viridiplantae, Streptophyta, Magnoliopsida, Rosales, Cannabaceae. The transcript is spliced from 2 exons.
UUUAAGCCAGCAAUCCAAACCUCCCACCAAACCCUUCAAACGCGAAAUCUCCAAGAAAGUCAGUCUCAGUCAAGAAAAAAGGGAAAGAAGAAAAAAAAUAUCCAAAACCCAAAAACAAUUUUUGAAAAUUCAGAAAACGGAAACAAUGUUUCAGGAAGCUCGGGAUUGGAACAUGGUGACUCAUCAGCCGCGCUCAACUUGGUGGACUCGGGAGGAAGAUAAGCUGUUCGAGAAAGCUCUUGUCGACUUCUCCAACGACCUCCCCAAUCGGUGGGAUAGGAUCGCCGGUCGAUUGCCUGGAAAGUCCAUUCCUGAUGUUAUCAGACACUACAAUGACUUGGUUCAUGAUGUCAUGGAGAUUGACUCGGGCAGAGUCGCGCUUCCGAGUUACACUGAUUACUCGGCGGAAGGUUUGAAUGGGUGGGACUCCGCUAAUCAGAUAUCUUUUGGGUCAAAAGCCAAACAGGCUGAACCGGAGAGGAAGAAGGGAACUCCUUGGACUGAAGAAGAACACAAAUUAUUUCUCAAGGGUCUCAAGCUAUUUGGUAAGGGAGAUUGGAGGAGCAUUUCAAGGAAUGUGGUGAUCACAAGAACUCCAACCCAAGUGGCUAGCCAUGCCCAGAAAUACUUUCUUAGGCUUGAAUCAGGUCCCAAAGAGAGGAAGAGGUCAAGCAUUCAUGACAUUACCACAGUGGAUGGUGUCACUGAUUCUGUGCCUUCUGACCAAAUGUGCCUUCAGCCUACACCACCACCUCAUAAUUCACCUCAACAAUUUCAAACAAUACAACAGAUGAAUCCACCACCAAACCAUAUGACAAUGGCUACUAAUAAUCAUGGAGGUUCAGUGGGGUAUCAACAUUAUGGUUUCCAAAUGUGAUAUCUUUUUGUUGCCCCCCUUAUAAGACAGAAAGCUUGUGAAUAUUAGGGAAAGCUUGCACUGAACAGAUAUAUUAUUUAUAUAUAUAAAUAUUUUUUUUUUCUUUAUUAGGUGGUGAGGACUGAAGAUUUUCCUUUGUGAUGACAGCUUAGGUUUUAGUUAUUUGUGAAAUAUUUAGAAUUGUAAGGGUAGUCUGAUUGUGCAAGGAUGAGAUUAUAAUCAUUUAAUUCAUAAGAUAAUUAUAAUUGGGUUCUUUCUCUUUU